AUCAACGGCAGGACGAUCAAACGCGUCCGAGCGCUCGCUCAUUUACGACACGUAAAAUGGCGAGCAGAAUAUUUCUGUUGUGCCUGUUAGUUUUGUGUCUGACUGUGACUAAUAUAGAAUGUAAAUACAGAUUAAAGAUUGGUAGACUCGGUGGUAGUCACAGACGUUUUUCUCUUGGCGCUUUGUUUGGAUCAUCGUCGAGUCACAGUUGGGGAAGCUCCUCAUCGUCUGGAUACGGCAGUAAAUAUCUGCCAACAUACUACACUAUGCCGCAGUAUGUAUAUAUCCAGGAUUACAGAAACUCUGACAGUCGAUACGGAGACUUACUGACUGGCUUGUCGUUGUACAACCUCGGUCGCUCACACAGUCACUACCAUGAUCACUACUAUUAUGACGACUACUACAGACACAGGUAUGGUGGCUCAUCAUACGAUUCCUCCUACACACCACAAAACAAACCACAAGACGAAGCCAAUUGCGUGCUGAAAGUAAAAGAAAACGGACGAGAGGAAGCUCUGAAAAUUCCAUGUGAAAUUGUUUCAACUUUUACUCAAGAUAGUAAGAAAGAGGUUCCGACGCAGCCAAUUCAAGUUAACAAAACAGCUGAGUGUACGACAAAUAUUACCAACAUCCCAGUGCCAGUGACCACGACGUCUACCACGACCACGACGACGGCCUCACCAUUUGAUAUUCCGCCAGAUAUUUUAUAUUCAUAUAAGGAUAUGAAGGCUUACAUGGAUUCGUUAUCGGACAUGAUAGGGCCAGACGGUAAUAUGAUAAUGCCAUCGAUGAGCACUCGUCGUCCACGUCCACCUGUUCCACCGAAUAAUGUACCUGUAAUUAAUGUUACUACAGAGACUUUUUCAGUGAACGGUUCUGUGUCAUAUAUCACCAAGACGGUGAUAACUAACGCGACUAUGGUGAAUGUGACAGUGUGUACUAUUAAUUCAACCUUUGUAGAUCCUUUGACUGCAAAAGGUGCACCAGUGGACCCUAAUAAUAUGGAGUGUGCCGUAGAGAUUCUAACAAAAGAAGCUUCCUUACGUACCGUGGUCGAUUGUAAAAUUUUGAUGAAAUACGCCAAAAUGCCGGAGCCUAAGCGACACAUUGGGAUAUUACCCCCUAGAGAAAAACUAAAAACGUGGUUAGACAACCCUCCCUGGUGGAUGUCUCUGUUUAUUGCUGUGUGAUUUAAUUGUUAUGUUAAAAUCAUGUUAAAAACAUGUUGUGUACUGUGUUCUGUUGUGUAUACCUACUAGUAGUUCCAACUAUAGGUGUUGUAUAUUUUUAUACAUAUUUUAACGAAUAAUUUAGUGUGCCAUAUUAAAAUAUUAAGCGUUUCCAUUUUGAUACAUAUCUAUAAUAGAAGUGACAUUUCUAUUUUUUUAAAUUAUAUAGUUAAGUAUCUAGGUGUCUAUUAAAACUGUAAUUAAUUUGUUACUUAGGUUACUAGUACCUAAUGGAUAAAUAUAUUAAAUACUUAUUCUAGGUAGGAACCCUAUUUUAUUCAUACACAGGAUAAAUAAUAAUUAUUUAAAACAGGAUAAUCAUUGUUAGUGGGAAGUGUUCAUAUAAAUAACGAACAUAUAAAAUAAUAAGUACUUACAUUACGUAUAUACGGUAUUAUUUAUAUGCCUACUUGGUAAAUACAACAUUUUGUAUAUAUAGAAAUGCAUGUAACGAGGAAGUGCUUUGUAUUAUUAAUUAAAAAUAAUAAAAUCUAGAAUGACUAAGAGUUGGUACCUAGUCUAAUUGGCAGAAUGGCUACAUUAAUUUGAGCGGCCAAUUGACGAGUAAGGUUAAAUUAUAACGCUAUCAUUUUUAUAAACGAGAUAGUGCAUUAUUGCAGAAACACAUAAAGAUAACUUGGACUCUUAAUUAGGUACUUUGUUCUAAGUAUAAAAAUAUUAAAUUUUACCAAAUGAAAUGUUUAUAAUUUUUGUAUAUAGUAUAAGAUAACCCCUGUUUAACCUAUUGUAAGAUUGCAGAUAUACGCGAGACACAAUGUGUUUUUUUAUUUUGUGUUUUAUAUACCAGUAAUUAAGUAGUUAAUGCGUUGAUAUAUUGACCGAAAGAUAAAUAUUCUAUUUUAAAAAUAAAAACAAAUUAAUACUUA
Molecule: messenger RNA, 2116 nt
Organism: Spodoptera frugiperda (fall armyworm)
Lineage: Eukaryota; Metazoa; Arthropoda; Insecta; Lepidoptera; Noctuidae
Exons: 2
Coding region: 57-1190 (377 amino acids)
Source: RefSeq, a predicted model, not a curated record